AUGUAUAAAAUUGUUGUUGCAGCUGUGAACGUCAUGCCAAUUCAGAAAAUGUGCUCCAGAAUCAACUCCGAAACUCCUCCACCCACCAAUUUCCUUGCCUCAACUACUGCUCCUUUUGUCAAGAGUGAUGUUAAUCAAAAUAUAUUAGGAGCUUCAAUCAAUUCUGAAUGUCCUGAUGUAAAUUCUUUGAAGCACCAAAUUUCAAAUGUUCUUGUGAAAACAGAAAGUAGAAUUCAAGCAGAAAUGGAAAAAAAAACUUCUCCAAGUAAAGCAGACAAUACUGCUGUGGAACCAUCAGAAAGUGCUCACAUGGUUAACUUGAAUGGAGAAACUCUGUUAAAUGGAGCACAUGUUAUGAAAGGUAAAGCAGAUGACCCUGUAAAUUCAGUUUUGCAAAAAGAAAUGAACAAUAAUAGUGCAACUACAUCUAGAAUGGAAGAAACAGAAAAGGUGGAUCCAAGCAAAUCCACUUCUGAAAAACUAAUCACAAAUGAUAUACUACAAGAAGAGCAGCAAUUGCAACAAAAUUCAAUCGAGGCUGAAGAGAAAUUAAAAAAUGAACAAGAGGAGUACUGGAAAAACACAGAUGAAAUAUCUCACAAGAUGAGAUACCAAAGACUGCAAGUUUUACUAGAAAAAUGUAAUGCAUACACACAGUACUUGCUUCAACGAAUGAAAAGACAGGAAGAGGAAGAAGCAAGAAACAAAAAAUUGAUGACCCAAAUCAAAGCUAGGCAAGAUCGUAGAAGAGAAGAGAAAUUAAAAUGGAACAAGCAGCCUUGUGAAACAGUUAAAGCUGAAAAUGAAGACCAGUCAAGUGCCUGUUUUAUACAAUCUAAAAAGAAACGACCCUUACCUGAUACUACUGAGAGUCCUGAUUGUAAGAAAAGUAAACUCUCUGAUGCUGAAAAAGAGUGCAAUAGAAGUGAGGCUGAAAAAACAGUGAAUGAAGAUGUUGAUCAGGCUAAAGAAUUUUCUGAAGAUAUUGAGGAUCUAUCUUUAGAUGAAGGUACCAAUGCAUUAUACAACCGAAAAAUUAAUGGUGAAUCAGUUCCAAUGUCUCAACCAUUACUCUUUGUUGGAGGUGUGUUACGGCCAUAUCAGAUAGAUGGCUACAAUUGGUUGAAGAUGCUUUAUGAAAAUGGUGUGAAUGGAAUUUUAGCUGAUGAAAUGGGUCUUGGUAAAACUGUUCAGUGUAUUGCUUUAGUGAGUCAUCUUGCUUCAAUGGGUGUCAAAGGCCCCUUUUUAAUUUGUGCCCCUCUUUCUACUAUUCCAAAUUGGGUUGCAGAGUUUGAACGUUUUACACCACAGCUUCCUGUCAUUCUGUACCAUGGAGAUAGAAAUACUCGUUCCACUCUCAGAAAAAAGAUGCUUAAACUCAAGAAAUUAGGUGACAAUGUAUUUGUAUUACCUGUUAUCAUAACAUCAUAUGAGAUUAUCAUGAAUGACCGUAAAUUACUAUCUCAUAUCAAAUGGAAAUACCUUAUUGUCGAUGAAGGUCAGAGAAUAAAAAACACCCACUGUCGUCUUAUUAGGGAACUGCGUUUAUACAACACUACACAUCGGCUUCUACUCACUGGGACACCACUGCAGAACAGUUUAUCUGAAUUAUGGUCACUUUUAAAUUUCCUCUUACCUGAAUUAUUUGAUGAUUUACGAAGUUUUGAAUCUUGGUUUGAUAUCGAGAGAAUCAGUCAACAAGAUGCAAAUGAAGAAAUUAUGGCAACUGAACAAAAGGAUCACAUUCUUUCCAUGCUUCAUCAGAUUUUAACACCUUUCAUGCUUCGCCGUCUCAAGUCAGAUGUAGAAUUGGUGAUUCCACCUAAAAAAGAAAUUAUAGUUUUCUGCCCACUUACUAAACUGCAACAAACCUUCUAUAAAGCUACUUUAAAUAACACUAUUGAAAACUUACUUGACAAAAAGAUGGAAGUAAAAGUGGAACUAGAUGUGAAAGGGCGUCCUGUACGCCAGUCCAAAAAACAUAUCAGCUACAAACACAUAUUUGAAGGAUCUACAACAGAGAAAAAAACAUGGUCUGACCGAGAUGAGAAGCAAUUAAUGAACUGGAUAAAUAAUGUAAUUGAAUCGAAUACAAAGCGUGACCAAGAAAGAGCUUCCAAGUCAUCUCCAGCUCCAAACUCCCGAGUAAAUCUUAAGAUGAACAACAUAAUGAUGAUGUUGAGGAAGAUCUGCAACCAUCCUUACUUGAUUGAACAUCCAUUAGACCCAAAAACCGGAGAGCUGGUGCUUAAUAAUGAUUUAAUCAAGCAUAGUGGGAAAAUGGGAAUGUUAGAUCGAAUGCUACCAGAAUUGAGAAAAAAUGGUCAUAAGGUGUUGAUAUUUUCUCAGUUUGUUCAAGUGCUAAAUAUCCUUGAAGAUUAUUGCUACCUCAAAAACUUUGAAUACUCUCGAUUGGAUGGCAGUUACGGAUUUGAACAGAGACAAGAACAAAUUGAUGCAUUUAACACUGACAAGAACACAUUCCUGUUCCUAUUGAGUACAAGAGCUGGAGGUCUUGGAAUAAAUCUUGUUGCUGCUGAUACUGUUAUCAUUUUUGACAGUGAUUGGAAUCCACAAUGUGAUCUGCAAGCCCAAGACCGUUGUCAUCGCAUUGGACAAGUAAAGCCUGUUGUUGUUUACCGAUUGGUUUCAAGAAAUACUAUUGACCAAAAAAUAGUGGAGAGAGCCACAGCAAAAAGAAAACUAGAAAAGAUGAUUAUACACAAAGGAAAAUUCAAGUGUGGUAUAAAAAAUUUUAGUACCAGUCUGACAUCAAUGAGUCCUCAGGAAUUAAGGGAAUUGCUUCAAUCUUCAGACCAUGAAGAAAUUUAUGAAGGUGGAAAUCGUUCAUCUAUAAUCAGUCAAAGUGACUUAGAAAAAAUGCUUGACCGAACAGAUUUGAUAGACAAGUUGGAAGAAUCUAAAAAAGGUCACAAGAAAAAGGUGUUGAAAAAAAUGUCUUGCAAAGAAAUUGAAGGAGUCUUCCGAGUUAUAGAAACGGAUGAAAACCCCACUAAACUUUCAAAUAUUACAGACUUAAAAGAAGAGGACAGCAAUAGUGAAAGUAGCAAUAAUUGA
Molecule: messenger RNA, 3078 nt
Organism: Acanthosepion pharaonis
Lineage: Eukaryota; Metazoa; Mollusca; Cephalopoda; Sepiida; Sepiidae
Source: the annotation of a GenBank genome assembly